UUGCUGUAGGAGCCGGAAGGACGUCAAAGUGAUCCGAGCUGUGAGUCGUGAGUGGAGGAUUUCGAAUCGUUGGUAGAGCACUCUGUUGGCUCGCCGACUGAUGUCUUCGAAUCGAUUUGUUUUACAGAGUCCUGCGUCAGUCUCUCCUUGGCGUUCGUACCGUCACAUCGCACAUCCCUCCAACGAAAAAAACAUCGCGAACUUGAGUCCUCAUAUCAAAAAUGUACGGCUUCGUCAAUUAUGCUUUGGAGCUGCUCGUCCUGAAGACGUUCGGGGAGGAGACUUGGGAAACUAUCAAAAAAAGAGCAGAAGUUGUACUGGAAGGGCAGUUUCUAGUGAGACAAAUAUAUGAUGAUGAAUUGACAUACAAUAUUGUCGGAGCUGCUGAAGAAAUAUUAAAAAUCCCAGCAAAUACAAUACUGGAACUUUUUGGAAAAAUGUUUUUCGAAUUUUGUAAGGACUCUGGAUAUGACAAAAUUCUUCAAUGUCUUGGUGCAACACCGCGGGAUUUUCUACAAAACCUCGAUGCGCUUCAUGACCAUUUGGGCACCCUGUACCCCGGAAUGAGAGCCCCUUCAUUUAGAUGUACAGAACAGUCAGACGCUGGCACUUUGAUUUUGCAUUAUUACUCAGAUAGGCCAGGAUUGGAACACAUCGUCAUCGGUAUUGUAAAAGAAGUUACAAGCAGCCUGCACAACACUGAAGUUAAAGUUGAAAUAAUAAAAACUAAAGAAGAGUGUGACCAUGUUCAAUUUUUAAUCACCGAAAAAGGUGGAAAUGGGAAAGUUGCACCUCCUGAUUUGAAUGAAUUCGAGACCCUAUCACAAGAGCCAAAAAUUAGUCCGAAAACAUUUUGUAAUAUAUUUCCUUUCCACAUGAUGUUCGAUAGAGAGCUGAAACUUCAUCAAACAGGAUCUGCUAUUGCAAGAAUAAUUCCAAGAGCAACCUCUCCUCUCUGUCAUUUAACUGAUUUGGUAGACCCUGUCAGGCCACAUUUGGAAAUUACUUUCGAUAAUAUCCUUGCCCACAUAAAUACAGUUUAUGUUCUUAAAACCAAACAGGGGAUCAUCAAAAGCCAAACUCCUGAAUUAUCCGCAAUGAGGCUAAAAGGUCAAAUGCUUUAUGUACCAGAAAGUGACAUGGUCAUUUUCAUUUGUUCCCCGAGUGUUAUGAAUCUUGAUGAUCUCAUAAGUCGGGGAUUAUACAUUAGUGACAUACCACUACACGAUGCAACAAGGGAUCUCGUAUUAAUGUCUGAACAAUUUGAGGCUGAUUACAAGUUGACUAAAAAUUUGGAAAUUCUCACCGAUAAGCUUCAAAGCACAUAUAGAGAAUUGGAUGGCGAAAAACAAAAAACUGACAGAUUACUUUACUCAGUAUUGCCAAUAAGUGUUGCUAAUGAACUGAGACAUAAGAGACCAGUCGCACCAAAAAAAUAUGGAUGUGUUACUCUACUGUUUUCUGGGAUUGUUGGAUUCAGCGAUUAUUGUGCCGCACAUACAGACUCACAGGGUGCCAUGAAAAUUGUCCAACUCCUAAACAGUCUUUACACAGCUUUUGACGUUUUAACCGACCCAAAAAGAAACCCCAAUGUUUACAAGGUGGAAACAGUCGGUGACAAAUAUAUGGCUGUAAGUGGCCUUCCAGAAACAUGCGAUGAUCAUGCAAGGUGUAUUGCUCGAUUAGCCCUAGACAUGAUGGAUUUGGUGAAAGAAGUUAAAAUUGAUGAAAACCCAGUGAACAUUACAAUUGGUAUUCAUUCCGGAGAAGUUGUGACAGGUGUCAUUGGACACAGGAUGCCGAGGUAUUGUCUAUUUGGGAACACUGUCAAUUUAACAUCCCGAACUGAAACUACUGGCGAACAAGGGAGAAUAAAUGUUUCGGAAGAUGCUUACAGGUGCCUUCAAGAGAAGUCCAACGCAGAUUCUCAAUUUAAAUUCACAUACAGGGGCCCGAUAACCAUGAAAGGGAAAUCGGAACCGAUGAAAGUCUGGUUCCUUUCAAGAAGAUCAGAAAUUAUUUUGUAAAUAUUCUCAUGGGAGAAUGACCUCAAACUUAAAUUUAACAACAGUGUAUUCAUGUAUAAUGUUAAAUUAGUUAAACCUUUGAAUCACACUUUUUUUUGAAAAAUUUUCAUUAAGAGAUCUAAUAUGAUUCAGUAAAAUGUAUAAACAAAAAAUUCUUCAUAUAACUUCAAUGAAUUAAAAAAAAAAAUUAGAAGAAUAGUAUUUGUGUUAAAUGUGUUGUGUAGUGUCGUUGAAUGAAAUUCUUCAUAUUUUAAUUUUAAACAUUGUAUAUCACGUUCAGAGUUAACAUAUUUGUCAUCAUGCUCAAAAGCAAAAUAAUUAUACAGAUGAACAGUCCGUUGAAAAUAAAAAAAGAAAUAUAAAUGUUUAUUUUUAUGUACCUUUCAAGGGGAAAUAUCACAGUUCUAGUCAUUGAAAAUGAUUAAAACUAUUUAAUUCUACUAAUGUAAUAAAAGCAAAAAAAAUGAUAGAUUGUGAGCCCAUUGUUAACGAUAAAAAACAAUUGUGUACAAUUAAUACAAAAAACAAUGAGAGAAUAUGUCAUACUGACUGUGCUUUAUUUAUUAAAACUGCAAUGGAACAAGUAAAUUCAUAAAAUUUAUUUUUAUAUAUAAAAUUAUUUGGAUUAGUUCAAUCCCAAAAUAAUAGGAAUUGUAAAAAAAUACUAAUUUUUAUACAAGACUCGGUUUAAUUUUAAAUUGCAUAAAGUUUGAAUAGUGUAAUAUUGUUUUAGUAGUUAAUUUAUAAACAAUAGAUUCUAACAUCAUAGAAAAUAUACCAAAGUUUAAGAUUUAGGAGCUAUAAAAAAAAAUCUCAGUUUCAGAAGGAAAGG
Molecule: messenger RNA, 2859 nt
Organism: Cimex lectularius (bed bug)
Lineage: Eukaryota; Metazoa; Arthropoda; Insecta; Hemiptera; Cimicidae
Gene: Gycbeta100B
Product: guanylate cyclase soluble subunit beta-1
Exons: 14
Coding region: 222-2027 (601 amino acids)
Biological process (GO): cGMP biosynthetic process; response to oxygen levels
Cellular component (GO): guanylate cyclase complex, soluble
Molecular function (GO): guanylate cyclase activity; heme binding
Source: RefSeq, a predicted model, not a curated record